Platichthys flesus (European flounder) is the source of this 3755-nucleotide messenger RNA. It is a transcript of the gene zbtb14, whose product is annotated as zinc finger and BTB domain containing 14. Bases 721 to 2130 code for a protein of 469 amino acids. The transcript is spliced from 10 exons. Gene Ontology annotation, cellular component: nucleus. Gene Ontology annotation, biological process: regulation of transcription by RNA polymerase II. The record is from RefSeq and is a predicted model, not a curated record. Lineage: Eukaryota; Metazoa; Chordata; Actinopteri; Pleuronectiformes; Pleuronectidae. Gene Ontology annotation, molecular function: protein binding; RNA polymerase II cis-regulatory region sequence-specific DNA binding; DNA-binding transcription factor activity, RNA polymerase II-specific.
CGCGCUCUCGAGCCGUUCAUGGCCGCUCGAGCCCCGAGUCGCCGCGGCUGCUCGCGUGCUUGUGAGUCGGGGCCGGGGACGGCGGGGCACGCGGCCGGUCCCCCGCCGGUGAUGGUGCGUGACGGUGUAACGGGAACACACCGUUAACAGACGGUUACCGGAGAAACGCCAUCUUGUGUGAUCGCGGAGCGGCGGGCCGGACUGUCCGCCAUUUACUGAGCGUUUCACACACCGAGUCCCGGGGAACACACCGACUGACGGACCCCGGGUCUGAGCCGGCGCACACCGGGCAGCUGGGUCGAAUCCCCCCGGUACCGGAGAGGAAGUUAAUCGUUCAAUCCGACUGUUAGCUACAGGCUAACGUUAGCCUGACCGGUGAAGUCAGCUGCUUUACACCGGACAUGAUGACGUUGUAUUCGCGGUAGCCUCGCAGCUGUUAGCCCGUUAGCUUAGCUCCAAGUUUCACAAUAAAACACGUUCGUUUCCUGCGCAUGAAUUUAAAAGGAACAUAAAUAAAUCUUUGUGAAUGCGAACCUAACAAGUCCACAGUCCUGCUCCGCUAAAGGCAUCGGAGCGUGUGUACGCGCCCAUGUGCGCGUGUCCGCUGUAGUAGAUCAACAUGAACUAUUGGUGUGAAGCUGCGGGGGGGGGGGCAUGACGUGAGACACGAUGAAAUGAUAUCACCUUCUCGGGAUGACGUCAUAAACAAUAUAUCAGAUCAUGUAUAAUCUGAUGUUUUUCAGUUUGCUUCAGUAUCUGGGUCAGUGUAAACAGGAAGUGAUCACAGUCACCUGCUUUUAUUUUUUGAAAGAACAGGAAGUGAUCACAAUGACGGAGACGGUGAAGUACGUGGACGACGAGCACAGGAGCAUCUUCCUGAAGCUGCUGAACGAGCAGCGGCUGGAGGGCGAGCACUGUGACAUCGCCGUGGUGGUCGAAGACGUCAAGUUCCGUGCUCACCGCUGUGUCCUUGCCGCCUGCUCCAACUACUUCAAAAAACUCUUCAAGAAACAUGAGGUGGACAACUCCUCAGUGAUUGAGAUCGACUUCAUCCGCUCCGACAUCUUUGAGGAGGUGCUGAACUACAUGUACACGGCAAAGAUCUCCGUCAGGAAGAGAGAUGUUAACCUGAUGAUGUCAUCAGGACAAAUCCUGGGCAUCCGCUUCCUCGACAAGCUGUGCUCGCAGAAACGAGACGUGUCCUCAGAAGACAAAGACAAGUUUCCAUACGACAUCGUGAAGAUGGCUCUGCCGCCGGAGGCUCAGCUGGCUGCGGAGGCUGACGUCCUCGGGGAGCACGACGACACGCCCACCGCCGAUGACCUCGUUGAGGCAUCAGCCAAUCAGGAGUUGGAUAAGUCUCCCAGUGCAGCGCUACGUGUCCAGGAAGCAAUCCUGAAGGAGCUGACCAAUGAUGAUGUACACAAGGUUACGUGUUAUGACCAGGAUGUGGUGACAGACAUGGAGGCUGAGCCUAAAGAGCUGGGGGCGGAGCAUCACGCCACCCAGACGCUGACAUUUGCUGACAGUAUGGGCGAGGUGAAGGACGAGCAGCCGCCUGGUUGGUCCACAGCGACCACCGAUAUGAAGUUUGAAUAUUUGUUGUAUGGACACAGAGAACAACUUGCCUGUCAGGUGUGUGGGAAGAGCUUCCUGGACGAAAGCCGCCUGAGGAAACACGAGAAGCUUCACUCGGCCGAGCGUCCGUUUGCGUGUGAGAUCUGCACCAAAGCUUUCACCACACACGCUCACCUGAAAGAACACCUGAAGAUCCACACGGGGUUCAAACCAUAUCGCUGUGACGUUUGUGGAAAAUCGUUCAUCAGAGCGCCGGACCUUAAAAAACACGAACGAGUUCACAGCAACGAGAGACCAUUCGCCUGCCAGAUGUGUGACAAGGCGUUUAAACACAAGUCUCACCUGAAGGAUCACGAGAGGAGACACAGAGGAGAGAAACCAUUUGUCUGUCCGUCCUGCACCAAAGCCUUCGCCAAGGCCUCAGAUCUGAAGCGUCAUGAAAACAACAUGCACAGUGAGAGAAAGCAGCUGAAUCCACUGCAGAGCGACACAGAGACACUGCAGGCCGCCGCCAUGGCUGCAGAGGAGCAACAUCUGGACAGCAUCAGCUGAUCCAUACAUCUGGAUAGUGACAGCUGAUCCAAAACAUCUGGACAGCAUCAGCUGAUCCAUACAUCUGGAUAGUGUCAGCUGAUCCAAAACAUCUGGACAGCGUCAGCCGGUCCAAAACUUCUGGAUAGUGUCAGCUGAUCCAAAACAUCUGGACAGCGUCAGCCGAUCAAAACAUCUGGAUAGCGUCAGCUGAUCCAAAACAUCUGGAUAGCGUCAGCUGAUCCAAAACAUCUGGAUAGCGUCAGCUGAUCCAAAACAUCUGGAAAGCGUCAGCUGAUCCAAAACAUCUGGAAAGCGUCAGCUGAUCCAAAACAUCUGGACAGCGUCAGCCGAUCCAAACAUCUGGUGGACUCCAGCUGUUGAUGACAUCAUCAUUCAAACAUUUUCUCUGUAUCUUAUGUUCAUUUUUAACAGAGACCUUUUAUGACGUUCUGUUUGUGUUGAAGUCGUUUCCUCGUGUGCGACAGUAAACAUGUAUGACCUCAGUAGUCAUGUGAUCCAUGGCUUCAUGUACGAUCUCACAUUGUUUUUACACGUGAAACCAAACUGUACAGAAAUCAGCUGAUUUUCAAGCUGUUGGUUUGUGUUGUAUAAAACUGUUGCUCUGUUCAGUUUCAUGAGCGGAGCCGCUGUUAGAACACGUCUGUUUAUUUCAUCACGAUAAACUACAGGUGCCCAGAGUGGACACGUGAACUGAACUUUUUACACGGUUCCACUGAAAAUAAACCUUUUCAUUCAGAUCUUCUGUAACUUGGACAUUUUCACAUCUCCACACGUUUGCAGCUCAGUCUUUGACUUUAUGUGCAGUCUGAUGUAUAUGGUGUUCCGUCACGCUGAUAAGAGUCGGUGGUCAGAACCAUUGACCAGCAGGAGGAAAACAGAACAUCAACAGAUCUGGUUUUUAAUAUGAACAAGUCUUCAGAUUUUACCAACAAAAAAAGGUGAAACGAGAAGAAGAAGAGAAGAUUAAUAAAAACAUUUAUUUUUCUCGAACUUUUUAUAAAACAAGUGAAACUUUCAGUCAAACAUUUGCUUGACAGGAUGUGAGACAGUUGUCAACUGGAGUUGUUUGAGGUGUUGGUGCGACAGGUGGGAAGGCACGUUGUGAAACAGGAUCAAGGUUGGAAGAGGUGGUGAGACAGGUUGGACCAGUUUUGGGACAGGUCUGAUGAUUGUAGGUCGGUAGUGAGACAAAUGUCUGAAUCAGGGUUUGAUCAGCCAAUCACAGUGAGGAUUCACUCUGUAAACAUCCAAGAGGACGCAGUCUGGGUGGAGGCGACGUUCACCUGAGAGACAGACAGGUGUAGAUAUUCAGAUUUACAUGUGGAGCAGGUGAGUUUAUUUUGAUGAUGUCAAAACCAGACUCACAGAUGUUUCCUCCGACCUCAUACAGACUCUGAACUGGACUGAUGGUCGAGAGAGAGUGAGACAGAGAGAGAGAGACAGAAUCAAUGGAAGCUUUAUAAAUGUUUUUUUAAAUUGUGGCUCAGAGAACCUCCACCUGGACGGAGGAGAGCUCACAAGGCGCCAGCUGCCAGAGGGACACGAGAGACAGAUGGACAAGAUUGUUUGUUUUGAUAAAUGUUUUCUCCUGUUUUAAAGAAUAAAAGGAUUCUAAAAAUCAA